GGGCCUGACUGUCCCUUGGUGCUCCGGAAACGUACUGCUGCUUAUUUUUCGAGUCCUUCCUCGUAUCCAUCUUUCCAUUCCCAGUCUGUCUCCCUGGCUGAAGUUGCUGUUGGCUUCAUCAAAACGAUGCAGAGACACGCCACGCUCAAUGCGCCUCCAAGGGCCGAGCCUUCUCCCACCCCAAGGCGGGGUUCUGACUUCUCGUACCACAGGCUGUGGAGGCUGCGCGACGAGCCACUAAGGCAGAGCAGACAUAACGCUGCAGCUGAAUUAGCUCCAUGGACCGGGCGGGACCUCGAUAUCAUAAUCGCCCCCCUGGAGCGCGCGUUCCCCGGCUCCGACUCCGAGGCUGAAUACCAGGCGUUUAUCCACUUGUACAAUCUCCCUGAUGAGUUUGUGUGGGAGCGCGAGCGUGGAGUGACGCACUCUUUCGGGUGCCAACAUGGCGAGGAUGGGCGUGAAACUCUCUGGAUGCACUUUCUUGUUGAGAUCCCACGAACAAAUUCGUCGACCCCGGAGGACCGACAGCCAGAGUGGCUAAAAUGGGGAUUUUUCCUUACCUGGCUGCCGACUCAAAGGGCAUCCACCUACACAGUCGCGCUGAUCGUCUUUGAGCCGCCCAUCGAGACUUUGGAGCGUCUCCUCAAAUUCGUGCGGUCUCCAAAUUGGACCGAUGUUACCGUCGAUCCCUAUGUGCUGGUCGACAUUGCCUUGGUGUCGUGGUAUCAUCGUGUUGACAAGGUGGCCUGGGAAGUGACCAACCUUAUCCGCAACGACGAGAGGGACAUCUUCGGUUACGCGCAGAAACUCCAGUCGAACGAAUGGGCCCUCGACUUGCAUCAAAUCCACACGAAUGCCAAAAAUGCCAUCUUCAUGCUCGAAGCCUUGGAUGCUGCCAUCCGACAGGUCGACAUGGCCUUGUUGCAGCAUGAGUCGAUCCGCCAGCAGGGGGGGAAACUGUGGGAAAACACGCACCGCCUUUUGCGUCAUCGUCUUGAACUGUUCCAGUCAACGAAGUUACGAACUACCAGUUCACAAGCCAGAAUUAAGAAUACGAUAGAUCUUGCGUUCCACAUCAACACGGCACAUGACAGCCGGGUCAAUCUGGAAAACAGCCAGGUCAAUCUAGGGAUCAGCCAAAGCGCACGCCUCGUAUCCGUUAUCGGUCUGGUGUUCUUGCCCUUCGGCGCCAUCACGUCCAUCUUUGGCACACAGUUCUUUACCCCUGGCAGUCAGCACAUGGACAUCAACCCUGACUUUUGGGUCCUGUGGGUUAUAGCGAUUCCCAUAACACUGAUAAUCUUAGCUGUCUGGCGGGUUACUGAGCGUGACAGAGCGAGGCUCUGGCGGCCGGGCCGGAGCUCUCUGCAUGACGGCCGCUCUCUAACCUUGGUAUCUCCAAGGGACCGCAACCACCGGAGCAGCAAGGGCAGCUCCAUGGUGAACGAAACUGAAUUGCGGGAAAUAUCAUCCCACCAGAUCGUGUGACCGUUAUAGGUUUGCUUCUGUCGGCAGGUCCGUGACUUGGACCAAGUUAGACUGUUGGACAUCUGGUGCUGCAGAUAACAUGAUAUUGAUACCGGCAACGGCUGAUGGAAGCCAAGCAAAGAGCUAGCAAUGAUGGAAAUGGAUUGAGAGACAAUUACGAAUUGAGAAACGG
Molecule: messenger RNA, 1660 nt
Organism: Canariomyces notabilis
Lineage: Eukaryota; Fungi; Ascomycota; Sordariomycetes; Sordariales; Chaetomiaceae
Exons: 5
Coding region: 127-1488 (453 amino acids)
Source: RefSeq, a predicted model, not a curated record